Molecule: messenger RNA, 7212 nt
Organism: Medioppia subpectinata
Lineage: Eukaryota; Metazoa; Arthropoda; Arachnida; Sarcoptiformes; Oppiidae
Source: the annotation of a GenBank genome assembly
GUCUCCCAAUAUCCCAUGACUGAUGGCUAUCCCGAAGAUAUUCAGCCCGAUUUAAAGCAAAAUGUGCAGCGAGCGACGAUGAACCACCUCUCCUAUUUGAAAUCCCUUUAUCCCAGCCGUAUAUCAUUUGUGUUUGAUUUCAAGGGCCCGUCACUACUGGUGGACACCGCCUGUUCGGCCAGUCUAUCGGCCACUACUCUGGCUAUGAAUGACAUGAGACUCGGAAACAUCGAUACGGCCAUUGUUUGCGGCACUCAUAUGCUGUUCGAGCCAUUCGUACUGCAGUUCCAACAGGAGUCGGGUCUGUGUUCGCCCAGAGCGCCGGCGCGACGCCCGGCGUGUGUACGCAAGUCGGGUCUGUGUUCGCCCAGAGGUGUGGCCGCAGUCCUCGACCAAAACGCCGACGGUUUCAUCAAAGGCGAGGCCGUGUGCUGUGCUUUCCUACAGCGCCGGCGCGACGCCCGGCGUGUGUACGCGACCAUGGUCAAUGCCAAGAUGAACAUCGAUGGCAAUAAGACGACCGGAAUGUUCUUCCCAUUGGCCGACGCACAGCAAGAGCUCAUGAUUGACACCUAUACCGAGGUCAACAUCAAUCCGCUUGACCUCACCUAUUUCGAAGCUCACUGUACCGGCACCAAGGCGGGUGAUCCGCAAGAAAUAAAGGCCAUAUAUAAUGCCUACGUUAAGGCUCCGGGACGUACACAACCCCUGCCGUUGGGUGCGUUGAAAAGUAACAUGGGUCACGCGGAGGCCGGUUCAGGGGUGGCCGCACUCAUUAAAGUGUGUAUUGCAUAUGAAAAUGAGUGCAUUCCUCCCAACCUUAAUAUGAAACAACUGAAGGAUGAAUGCCUUCCUUAUUGCCCGCCUAUAGAGCCUAUUGUGGAACCGAUGCCAUACAAACCAGGGUUGGCCGCAGUGAGCAAUUUUGGUAUCGGCGGUGCCAACGCACACGUAUUGCUCGAACCCAACCAUAAGUUGGGAACCAGUGAUGGACUGAGAAUUGCGGAAACGAUUCCCAGAAUUGUCAACAUUUGCGGCCGAACUGAAGAUGCGGUCAAAUAUGUAAUGGAUUUCAUACAAAACAACCCAAAGAGAGUGACGAAUGACUUUUUGGCACUUUUGGCGCAGACUAUGAAAUACACGCCUAAUGUUAACUCAUCGGGAAUGCCGUUCAGGGGCUCACUUAUAAUAAAAAAGGUGUCGGAAAGUAAUGAUAAUAUUAAUUAUGAAUACAAGAGACAAAUAGGCUUUCAAAAAGGCAAAGGUGCUCGACCUCUAUGGCUACUGUUCCCGGGUUUGGGCGGUCAGUGGCCGGCAAUGGCUAAGGCUUUGAUGACAAUCAAGAUAUUCUCCGAUAAAGUGGAAGAAUGCCAUCAAAUACUCAACGAGUUUGGCAUUGAUUUGAAAACAAUGUUAUUAUCUGAAGACAAGGCAUCGAUGGCUUCAAUGACCGCAAAGUUCUGUUCGACGACUGCUAUAGAGAUAGCGUUGUUUGAAGUGAUGAAAGCGCUGGACAUCACUCCCGACGGCAUAAUUGGCCACUCGUUUGGAGAGAUAGCCUGUGCUUACGCUGACGGGUGUCUCAACACUAGGGAAGCAAUGGUCGUCACAUCAAUCCGAGGGAUAGUCACAGAAAAUAACAAAACUAUUCCAAAAGGACUGAUGGCUGUCGUGGGGUUACCCAAGUCUGAGGCCCAGAAGUUGUGCCCAAACGGUGUUUACAUCGCCUGUAAUAACGCUAAGGAUAGUGUCGUUAUUUCCGGUUUGGAAAAAGAGAUGAAAGAAACAAUCAAAGCAUUGGCCGACAAAAAUAUAUUUGUCCGCCAAUUAGAGAGCAGUAAUAUUGCCUACCAUUCAAAAUACAUCCAAACCGCUGCCCAACCGUUGAUCGACGCCAUCAAUAAACAUAUACCGCAUCCGAAGCCGCGCUCCAAGAAAUGGUUGUCCACUUCACUGUUGAUCGCCGACCCGACAGAAGAGGCCCUGCGGUGCGCUUCAGGCGAGUAUUUUGCCCACAAUUUGGUCAACUCAGUUCAGUUUUACGAUCGCAUCAAACAACUGCCGGCCGACGCCAUUGUCUUAGAGAUCGGUCCGCAUUCACUGUUCGGCAAAAUAGUGACCGAAACGCUCAAUGAGUCCUCUUAUGUGUCGCUCAUUAAAAAGGAUUCCAACGACAAGAAUAUGGACUUAUUUUUGUCCGGUUUGGCCACUCUGUACGAGUUGGGCGUUAACCUAUCGCCGGAUAAACUGUACCCGCGGUGUGAGUGGCCGGUGGCCAGGAAUACGCAGUCGAUUAACUCGUUGAUCAAAUGGGAUCACAGUUCUGUUAUUCAGCGCCAUAUAUAUCCGGAGCGCUGGUGUCGGGGAAACGCCGCUGACAUGAAUGUUGUCAUCAAUUGUGACACAAAAGAGGACGAGUUUUAUUUGGACCACUCCGUGGACGGCAACCCUAUAUUCCCGGCCACCGGCUAUUUAAUGCUGGCCUGGCGUAAACUGGCGGCCGAUAUGGGCAAACUAUGGCACAGCGUACCCGUAAUAUUUGAGAAUGUUCAAUUAAAAAGGGCCGUAUUUUUAACCAAGGACCAAGACACUAUUCUUACAGUGAAAUAUUUUCCGUUAACCGGUGAUUUUUCAAUAUACGAGAACGAAAACGCUUGCGUGUCGGGCAAAAUCCGUGCGCCGGGCGAUGACGUGCUAAUAGCGCAGCACCUGAUCUACGAAAACGAGUGCAAACUAUCUCAGAGCCAGUACUCGGUUAAUAAGGCCGACAUAUACAAAGAUUUGGGAAUUAUGGGCUUAGACUACGGGCCGGCGUUUCAACGGCUCCACAAAGUGGGCACAAAUGACUUCAACGAAUUCUACGGUGUGUGCGAAUGGGACGGACAGUUCGUCAGUUAUAUGGACGCGUUGUCCCAAUCGCGGGCCCUAUCGGUGCCCUUUCGCAAAAUGCUGUUACCGGUGCUGAUUCGCAAGUUAAGGCUCGACCCGCGCCUUAUGUUUGACGCUAUCAAACGACACAGACAUCAAAAGGAGGAGACGACCGGUGCUGAUGGCGCUGAUGGCGGCGCCCAAAGCUUUAAUCCGAGCCAAUUGAACAUCGAUGUCGACGGUGUUAUGGGCGGCCAAAUAGGCCCCGACUCGAGCGGCGAACACAACGCCGUUUCGGCGAUUAUGGAAAGAGAAAAGUCGCGAUUCGCCGAACGUUUCGCUCAAUACUCGUCGCGAAUACCGUUUUAUUACAAUUUGGAUACAAAACAAUUGGUUUCUCCCGGCGUUGAACUCGAAGAGGUUAUCGUAUUUCCCGUACCCCGACGUACGGACACCACUGGUCUGGUCUUGGAUUCGGCCGAGUUCUGCGCCAACGAUGAUAAUCACGCCAUCGAUGACAGCUUAUCGCUCGCUGUGUCCAAGUAUUUAGAGGUUUGUAAGUCAAUGGCCGCCAAAGUAAAGCAAUUGUGUGUUAAAGAAAUGAAAUGCGAUUUUAAUUACCAAAAAGUCGGUGAAGAAGUGCUGCAAGAAUUGCGGAGCGAAAGCACUGAAAAUCAUGUUAUGUUUCGCACAUUUGAUAAAUUAUUGGCAGAAGUUGUCGAUCAAAAUCGUAAUAAACUGAACGAUAGAGAAGUGGCAAAGAUUUUGAAUGAAAUCCAAACAAAUAGUGAAUACGAUUUGAGUAAAGAUUUGGUGAAUCAGAUCCAGAAGAAUGAACGUAUGAUCAGAUCAUUGGUGGAAAUUGUUUGCGAAAAUUAUGUAACAAAUAGUGAUAUAAAUAUCACCGAAAUUAAUAUGAGUAACAGUUUUAUGGCCAAAGAUGUGGAACAGAUUGUCACACAUUUUCGUGUACUUCCCUUUGAAGUCGAUUACAAACUGAUUGUUAAAAGUAAACAAUCGGUGAAUGAAUUGUAUAGAGAAAGAGCUACUGAAUGGCAACUUAAAGAUGACAUACCAUUAAAACCCUCGCAUUUGGUUAUAAUGAGAGACUCACAAGACUUAUGGCAAAUGGAUUUGAAUAAAUUUACUCAAGACUUGUUUGACUCCAUAAACAGCAAUGGAUUCCUAUUAUCGCAAAAACUGAUCGCCGCUAAAGAGGCGGACAAUAAAACGGAUAACGUAUGGCUCGUGUCUCAGGAUUCGUGUAUUAAUGGUAUCAUUGGUUUAAUGAAUUGUUUGCGUUUAGAACCGGGCGGAGAGAACUUCCGGUAUAUCUUCCAUAUGGACACCAAUACUAACAUUGACUUCAAUACUAAACCCUAUUCUGAUAUAUUGGCCAACGAUUUGGUCGCAAAUGUAAUCAAAGGGGGAAAACUGGGAACUUAUCGACACUUAAAACUUCCCAAUGAUUUUGAUAAAUGUGUUUCAAAUAAUUAUUAUCUAAACUCCGGCACAACAAAAGACUUGGCGGGCAUUCAAUGGUAUGAUUCCCGGAAAUUACCCGAAAUUAAAAAGUAUUGGAAUUUUAAUAACGAAGAAAUUUCCAAAACACGGGUUGAGAUCUAUUGUUCGGGCAUUUCGUUUCACGACGUUAUGGUCGCUUCGGGUCGCAUACCCGCCGGUCCGGAGCAGCUGUUCUCUGAUUGUGUGAUGGGCUGUGAAUACGUGGGCCGUCGCGUGGAUACCGGCGAACGGGUGAUGGGUAUAGAUAUGGGGCGUACUUUUGCCACUUCGCUGAACGCCAGCAUUCAUAGCAUGACUACAGUUCCCGAGCACUGGUCGAUGGCAGACGCGACCACUAUAUUGAGCACAUAUAGCACUCUGUAUUACGCGCUCAUUAAACGGGCUAAUCUUAAAAAAGGUGAAAGUAUAUUAAUACACUCUGCGGCGGGAGGUGUGGGUCAGGCGGCCAUCAAUAUGUGUAAGCAUUACGACUGCGAUAUCUAUGCGACGGUUGGGACGGAAGAGAAGAAACAGUUUUUGAUGAAUGAAUACAAUAUACCGGAGAAUAAGAUAUUCAACUCAAGAGAUAUCGUAUUCAAGAAUCAAGUGUUGAAACUGACGGCUGGAAAGGGAGUGAAUAUUGUGUUGAAUUCAUUGGCGGGCGAGAAGUUGGACGCGUCGUACGAGUGUGUGGCCAAUAGCGGCCGCUUUGUGGAGAUCGGUCGGUACGACAUGUUUCAAAACAAGCAAUUGGGCAUGUUUGAUUUUGUGCGCAAUAUUCAAUUCAUUGGUAUUGUUAUCGAUAUCGUUAUUAUGGAUGAAAUGGAUUUCUUCCCCGAUUUCUACGAUUGGGUUCACAAGAACUGUAAGAAUGGUUGCGUUAAACCAAUUAAUUAUACAUUGUUUGAGGCCAAGGAUGCGGACAAAGCGUUCCGUUAUAUGACAACCGGUAAACAUAUGGGAAAAAUUGUCAUUAAAAUGAGAGACGAAGAGAUGGAUAGGCGGCCACUGAAAGCGAUAAAACCGGCCGUAAAUAUGAAUACAAUGAUUAAGACAUUCUUCGAUCCAAACAAAGUCUAUAUAAUAACCGGAGGUUUGGGUGGUUUUGGUCUGGAAUUGAUUCCAUGGAUGCAAUACUUCGGCGCCCGAAAGUUUGUGGUCACCUCCCGGUCAGGCCUUAAGACUGAUUAUCAGAAAUACGUUUUCAAUCGCUUCAAAAUUUUUUACCAAAAAUUAAAAUUAUUUGAAUGUCAAUGGAUUGUCUCGACUGCCAAUGGGUUCACAACUGAAGGCACAAAACAACUGCUAAAUGAGGCCAAAAAGUUGGGACCCAUUGGAGGGGUAUUUCAUUUAGCAAUAGAAUUGAACGACUGUUUGAUAGAAAAGUUAACGUUUGAAAAGUUAUGCUCAUCUAUUGAUACAAAAUACAAGAUCUUUGCAAAUCUGGAUCAACUGACCCGACAAUUGGACUAUACAUUGGAUUACUUCGUUGUUUUCUCAUCCAUAGCUUGUGGUAAAGGAAACGGCGGUCAAUCCAACUAUGCUUUCGGAAACUCCAUGUGUGAGCGUAUAUGUGAAGAAAGACGUAGAGAUGGUCUGCACGGACUCGCCAUACAAUACGGACCCAUCGGUGAUGUGGGAGUGUUUGAAGGGUCGGAUCAGUUGAUGGCAUUUACGACAAUAAGAAAGCAGAGAAUAAACUCGAGUUGCGAUGUUUUGGACAAACUUUUAUCAAUCAAACAACCGGUCGUCACGUCUUAUAUUAAAGUUGAUAUGAGUGUCAAAGAGUCGGGCAGUAAAAAGUCACGUAUGAUCGCAGAGUUGUGGCGCGCGUUGGGUAUCGACCCGGAGGUGACGCCCAACCACUUAACUCUCGGCGAGAUAGGGCUCGAGUCGAUGUUCGCCGUGGAGUUGCAACAGGAGUUGGAGAGGGAGUGGACUAUAAAGGUAUCGUUAAAUCACGUCAAGAGUAUAACCAUCGGUAUGUUGAAGGACUACGAGAUGGGCAAUAUUGCAAAUGUGAAAAAGCACCUGGAUGAGUUGAAACAAGCCAGGGCCAAUUUGUUAAAACAGAAAUUUGUAAUUCCCACCGAAACCCACACCCGUCUGAACGCCGUGACCACCGGUCGACCCGUAUAUCUAAUGCCAACUCUUAUGUUGAAUUUCACCAUGUUUGAACAAUUGGCACAAUCGCUCAAACGGCCUGUAGUGGGGCUCAAUUGGAACCGAGAAAUGUCCAAAUUGACCACGAUCAAAGAGCUGAAUGAGUACUUUAUCAAACUGUUGAAACAACUCGAACCAAACGGCGGGUACGAUGUGGUCGGCUAUUUAGACGGUGCCAUCACUUGCAGCAAAUUGUUGCUCAAAGGAAUUGUAGACAAAGCGGUAAUCAUUGAUGUGUUGUCCGACGAGAGGUUCACUGGGGAUCAGCUCUCAGAAGAAGAAGUGUUGGUUUUUAUGAUACAUAUGUUGUUUAGCGAAAUGCCGGACAGUAUUAGGGAUAGGAUUGUACGCGAUUUGAAGAAAGAGACCGACACUAAGGCCCGCAUACGACUGAUCACUACAGAGUUGGUCGACUUCGCGGGUAAAGGUCUGGUGGCGCCCGACAUCGACGAGAUAUACGCCAUUUUGUUGGCCAGACUUCGGAUGCUUUUGUCUUAUAGGGCGGAGAAGAGGAAGAAGUUGUCGAAUCGGCUCAAAAUGACAAUCGGCAAAAAGUGGUCCAAACGUGUGGGCAAAUUGAUCAUGAUCAAACCAUUUGUAUUUGACAAUGUGGACGAUGUCGAUGAAUUGAUUGGCAAAUCACGCGACGCAUACUUAUUACCCGCCGCACAGGUUUGA